AGCACAUGUGAAAAAAAGAGACAGAGAGAGACAGUGUCGUGUCUGGGCUUAGAAACCUCCGUCCUCCGUAUUGUGCUCUUACACGUCGCUCCCACCGUCUCCACCACCAAAAGCUGCCUUGCCAUUUUCGAAUCCUCAUCUCUCUUUCCCCAACCUUUCAGUCAUGAUCGAGACAGUCGACCUCAUUCUCUGCGUGCCUCUUUGAUACCUGACUUGAGUGAGCUGUUUGUCUGCUUGGCUUAGCACGUUCUAUCUAUAGCAGAAUAAGCGCCAGUCUCUCUCGGACGGAGUAUAGUCAGCCUACUGACCGUUCGCUGCACGGGUCCUACAACUACGAGCACGGAAUUGCGUCCUGCGCCCUCGUCCUCGGCAAAGAUCGACCUCUAACCACCAUGGAGAUACCACAAGUCCACCGUCCUAUACCUCGAAGGGCAUUUGACAUUCCUUCAGCCUCGACGGACUCGUCACUGCCUCCCUCUCCAGCGAGUGAGGAUGUGAAUGGCGAACUUCCUCUCGGGUCAAAGUCUGAUUCCACACCAAGCCGGACCCGAUCGAUCCUCAACCUCACCUCGUCGACGCUGCUAGGCAUUUAUUCACCUAUAUCAGAUGGGAACAGAGAGGAGCUGUCGACACCGUGGGGCACAGGAGCCCAAACACCGAGCAAGAGACAGAGUAUCGACGACAGUCUACAUCAACAACCCGAUGUGACUUGGCAACGAGAUGGUACGGGUCCUCGUCUAAAACACAAACCAAAACGAAGAGGCGUUCCGGCCCUGGUCUUUCAGACGGCGUUGCUAUUCACUUUCGGGCUUGGUUAUGGCUCUGUCGUUACACAUCUACACAAGACGCAACGUAUCACACCGGUACCUGUACCGGACAUCGAGCAACAUUCGGUGUGGUAUCUCAUGUCAUGGGGUAUCUUUGGCAUACUGCUGGGUAACGCGUUGCCGUUGGUCGACGCAUUUUGGGAAGGCUCUACAUCUCAAGGUACAAACAAAAAGCAGGCCAUUUCGAACACAAAAUCAGCUGCUGGGGGGUCGGAUGAAACAGAUGCCUCGGACGGUGGUCUUGGUCCGAUAUGGUAUUCUGCUGUGAGAAGCAUCGGAGUCUUCGUAGGCAUUGCCUUCGCAGUGAGACGACUCCCAUGGCAAUCGACCUUGCAAGUAGCAUUGACUUUGGCUCUGGCCAACCCUGCCCUAUGGUACUUGAUCGACCGAUCAUUGCCUGGCUUUGCCUUUUCCGCGAUAGUUAGCAUUGCUGGCACUUUGAUUCUGUUGCUGGUUGAUCCAAACUUUGUCCCCGUCCCGGCGAUUCAUCAGCAGAUGGUGUCUGAACAGUUCGGCGUAUAUACUUGGUUGGCGAGCAUCUUGUUUUGUACAAGUAUCUGCUUUGGAGCGAUCGGCAGAAGGUUGCAACUGUGAAGACGGGCAGACGCCGUAGCGAGGUUGGGGUCCACUAUCCCGUACGGAUGGAUGAUCUCGAGGGGCCUAAAAGGCAGGAUUGACUCCUCGCCUCUCAGGAUUUUCUAGAUAUGCCUUGUAGAGAAUGCCUGGCCACGAGGCUGCAGGCGCUUUCUUCGGAUUGCGCACAGCCUGUUCAACAACGGCAUCUCCAAGUAUCAUCUCAAUAUCAAGUCGUGGUAACUUGGACUCGAUUCCUUCUGCAAAUGAUACGGCGUCCAACUCUUGUCGUGUUGGAGGCCGGAAAUCUAUUAGGACGCCGAGUCUGACAAGCCUCGCUAAUGGAGUGAUGCGCUCAGCUAUGCCCGGAGAGGUGUGCAGCGCUAUCGCUGUCCAGACCUCAUGGGCGUCUUGCUCGGACUCGUGAUGCUUCCGAAGGAGGUCCGCCGCGACAUCUGCACCCUCUACCUCGAAACGCUGUGGACCGUCAUGUAGACGGGAUGCACCAAAAUCGUGGCAGAUGCAUGCAACAAACAAAGACACACUGUCCGCCCACCUACUCUGCUCUUUUCCGGCCAACCAAUUGGCCAAUAGAUAGACCCUCAGGCUGUGGUGGAUGAUAGGCAACGGCAGAGCGGCCAUCAUGAGAUCGAAUGCAUCAGCACACAAUGCGGAUCCCUGGGG
Messenger RNA from Exophiala oligosperma, 2084 nucleotides. RefSeq lists its product as uncharacterized. The record is from RefSeq and is a predicted model, not a curated record. The coding region runs from base 393 to 1421 and encodes 342 amino acids. Gene Ontology annotation, biological process: sterol biosynthetic process. The transcript is spliced from 2 exons. NCBI's taxonomy places the organism in Eukaryota, Fungi, Ascomycota, Eurotiomycetes, Chaetothyriales, Herpotrichiellaceae. Gene Ontology annotation, cellular component: endoplasmic reticulum.